This is a messenger RNA of Lampris incognitus (smalleye Pacific opah), 1296 nucleotides long. RefSeq names its product solute carrier family 10 member 4 (gene slc10a4). NCBI's taxonomy places the organism in Eukaryota, Metazoa, Chordata, Actinopteri, Lampriformes, Lampridae. Gene Ontology annotation, cellular component: membrane. The record is from RefSeq and is a predicted model, not a curated record. Gene Ontology annotation, biological process: bile acid and bile salt transport. The transcript has 3 exons. The coding region runs from base 19 to 1296 and encodes 425 amino acids. Gene Ontology annotation, molecular function: bile acid:sodium symporter activity.
CCAUCCUCCGGUUGCGCCAUGGAGAACUCCACCACGCAGGGCGCCGGUGCUCCAAACGCCGGCUCUCUGAAACUUGCGGCGACCGACGGUUUGAAGCGACUGCUGGAUAAUUUUGUAGGGGUCUUCGCCACAGCAGGAUUACGCGUAUGGGGCGAUCCCGUAUUUCCAGAGAGCGACGCGGCCAGGAGCGGUGUUGGAGCCGGGUUUAUGGCCGCUGCGCCGUCAGAGACCUCUCACCUGAUGCCUGCCUUCUGGGAUUCCCCGCUGAGCCACGGAAUCAACGUUUUUGUGGGGCUCAUCCUUUGCUUCACGAUGCUGGGGCUGGGCUGCACGGUCGAUGUGAGCCAGCUCGGGCAACACAUCCGGAGACCCAUCGGGGUGCUGCUGGCCCUCGUGUGCCAGUUUGUCAUCAUGCCCCUGGUCGCCUUUCUCUUGGCUUUGGCUUUCUCCCUUGACGAUGUGGCGGCCAUGGCUGUUCUGCUGUGUGGCUGCUGUCCGGGGGGGAACUUGUCCAAUAUCAUGUCCCUGCUGGUGCACGGAGAGAUGAACCUCAGCAUCAUCAUGACCAUAUCAUCCACGCUGCUCGCGCUGGUGCUCAUGCCGCUGUGUCUGUGGAUCUACAGCCGCGCGUGGAUCAACACCCCCGUAGUGAACCUUAUGCCCUUCGGGGCCAUCAUCCUGACACUGUGCAGCACUCUAAUCCCAAUCGGCUUGGGGGUUGCCCUGAGGUAUCGCUACACGCGGGUAGCCGACAUCGUGUUAAAGGUGUCCCUUUGGUCUCUCCUCAUCACCCUUGUACUGCUGUUCAUCUUGACCGGGGCUUUGCUUGGGCCAGACCUGCUGUCUACUAUCCCUCCAUCUGUCUACGUGGUGGCCGUGCUGAUGCCCUUGUGUGGCUAUGCGGCAGGCUAUGGCCUGGCCAUGCUCUUUGACCUGCCGCCCAACUGCCGCAGGUCCGUCUCCCUGGAGACAGGAUGUCAGAACGUGCAGCUUUGCACAGCCAUCCUGAAGCUGGCGUUCCCCCCUCAGCUGAUGGGAGGCAUGUACAUAUUCCCCCUGCUCUAUGCCUUGUUCCAGGCAGCCGAGGCGGGCAUCUUCAUCCUGGCGUACAGGCUGUACCGAAAGGAAGUUUUACACAAACAACAUCCCAUGGGGUCAGGCGACGACACGGACGUAACGUACCAAAGAUUUCAAGAUGAGGAUUUUGGUUUUGACUCGUCUUACGGCGCAGUGACAGUGAGCGACCCAAACACCAUCAUGUUGGAUCCUUGUCCUCCAGACUCAACCCCUGUUUAA